CGCAUCCCUCGCAUCCCCGCCCCCGGCCCCGCCCGCCGGUACCGCAAUGCCGUACUGCAGGGGCGCAGUGCAUUGCGCUCACUCCGUCAAUAGGUGGACCCCCUCCUGGAGAGAUAAAACCGCCGGCUCCAGCACCGCCAGUCCCUCUGGCUGAGACCUCGGCUCUGGAAUCAGUGCUCACCAUCCCCCUCGUCCUGAGCCAGAGCACCCCAGGCCGUGCCAGCUCCCCCCCAUACCCCGGGCAGAAUGGGCAAGGAGAAGACCCACAUCAACAUCGUGGUCAUAGGCCACGUGGACUCGGGCAAAUCCACCACAACAGGCCACCUCAUCUACAAAUGUGGGGGCAUCGACAAGAGGACCAUUGAGAAGUUCGAGAAGGAGGCGGCUGAGAUGGGGAAGGGCUCCUUCAAGUACGCCUGGGUGCUGGAUAAGCUGAAGGCAGAGCGGGAGCGUGGCAUCACCAUCGACAUCUCCCUCUGGAAGUUCGAGACCACCAAGUACUACAUCACCAUCAUCGAUGCCCCGGGCCAUCGCGACUUCAUCAAGAACAUGAUCACCGGCACCUCCCAGGCGGACUGCGCGGUGCUGAUCGUGGCGGCAGGAGUGGGCGAGUUCGAGGCGGGCAUCUCCAAGAACGGACAGACUCGGGAGCACGCACUGUUGGCCUACACGCUGGGUGUGAAGCAGCUCAUCGUGGGGGUCAACAAGAUGGACUCCACGGAGCCUGCCUACAGCGAGAAGCGCUACGACGAGAUCGUGAAGGAGGUCAGCGCCUACAUCAAGAAGAUCGGCUACAACCCCGCCACUGUGCCCUUCGUGCCCAUCUCAGGCUGGCAUGGCGACAACAUGCUGGAGCCCUCGCCCAACAUGCCGUGGUUCAAGGGCUGGAAAGUGGAGCGUAAGGAGGGGAACGCCAGCGGCGUGUCCCUGCUGGAGGCCCUGGACACGAUCCUGCCCCCCACACGCCCCACGGACAAGCCCCUGCGUCUGCCGCUGCAGGACGUGUACAAGAUUGGCGGCAUUGGCACCGUUCCUGUGGGCCGUGUGGAGACAGGCAUCCUUCGGCCGGGCAUGGUAGUGACCUUUGCGCCCGUGAACAUCACCACGGAGGUGAAGUCGGUGGAGAUGCACCACGAGGCGCUGAGCGAGGCGCUGCCCGGAGACAACGUCGGCUUCAACGUGAAGAACGUGUCGGUCAAGGACAUCCGCCGCGGCAACGUGUGCGGGGACAGCAAAUCUGACCCGCCCCAGGAGGCCGCCCAGUUCACCUCCCAGGUCAUCAUUCUGAAUCACCCCGGGCAGAUCAGCGCCGGCUACUCCCCGGUCAUUGACUGCCACACAGCCCACAUCGCCUGCAAGUUCGCCGAGCUGAAAGAGAAGAUUGACCGGCGCUCCGGCAAGAAGCUUGAGGACAACCCCAAGUCCCUGAAGUCUGGCGACGCAGCCAUUGUGGAGAUGGUCCCGGGGAAGCCCAUGUGUGUGGAGAGCUUCUCCCAGUACCCACCUCUCGGCCGCUUCGCCGUGCGCGACAUGCGGCAGACGGUGGCCGUGGGCGUCAUCAAGAACGUGGAGAAGAAGAGCGGCGGCGCCGGCAAGGUCACCAAGUCUGCGCAGAAGGCGCAGAAAGCGGGCAAGUGAAGCGCGGGCGCCCGCGGCGCGACCCUCCCCGGCGGCGCCGCGUCCCGCCCCCGGCCCCGCCCCCGGCCCCGCCCCGGAGCCCCGCCCGCCCGCCAGGCGCAUGUCUGCACCUCCGCUUGCAAGAGGCUCUCGGUCAGCGACUGGAUGCUCGCCAUCAAGGUCCAGUGGAAGUUCUUUAAGAGGAAAAGCGCCCCCACCGCCCCGGCUUCCGCGUCCAGCCUUCGACACGCUCAGUGCCUGUUUUACCAAUAAACUGAGCGAUCCCACAGCCGUGUGCCUCUGCUGCUGGGUGGUGGGUGCUGCCGCCCUGCUGGGAUGGGUAAUCUCGUUAGGACCCUCUCUCCGGCCCCCCAACACAUCCCUAGGCCCUGCGCUCUCUGAAAGCCCCUUCCCGCUCGGGUGUCCUGCCCUGCAUUCAUCACCCCUGCGGAUGACCUGGCCAGGUGUCCUCCUGCGCUACCCAGGGUGGGUGGUGGGACCCCCGGCUGUGGCCCCGCGAAGGAGGCCGGAUCCGAAGUCCAGCUGGUCUGGCUUGCCCUGAGAGGGCUUUGGAGUGGCCCCCGUGGAGGCAUCAAGGACAAAGAUUUGGUCACUUUGGAUCUGCAGAAGGGGGGCUGAAUGUUUUGGGGGUCUCUCUGAGAAGCAGAUAAGAACUGAGGGCUCCUCCCCCACAAAUGAUUGCGUCACACACACGCUGUUCUUCACCCAGGUUCCUGGGCUCCCAGGCCCUGGAAGCCCGGUCUUGCUCUCCUGCCCAGCCGAUCAUUUGUGGCUGGAGGCAGCACCACAUAAGUCCCGGGCUCUCAGCACACCCUGGAACUCCAUCUCCAGAAACCCCUGAUCAAGCCCUGACCUUGGUCAGCAAGGAUGGGGGCAAGGCAGGACCACUCCCCACCCAGCCGUCCCUGCUCCAGGAAAGCAGCCUCUAGCCGUGCCUGGUGUUGCUGCUGCCGACAGCUCAGGGUGGAGGCGAGCAGAUCCCUCCAACCAUGCUCACAGUGCAGACUUGCCUGCUGGCAGCAGGGGCUGGGCUGCGGGGGCUGCCCCCUGGGUGGGCCGCAGGCCGACCACAGGUCCUGUGGUGUCCGAGUCUCCUAGAGCUGCUGCAACAAACGGCCUCAAGCUGGCAGCUUAAAACAACAGACAUGGACUCUCACAGCCCCAAAUCCGUAUCACUGGGGCCAAAUCAAGGCGGUGGCAGGCUGUGCUCCCUCCGCAGGCUCUAGGGGAGGGUCUGUCCUGGUGGCGCCAGAGUUCCUUGCCUUGUGGCCCCAUCGCUGAAUCUCUGCCUCCACGGUCACAUGGUCUUCUCUGUGUCAAACCUCCCUCUGCCUCCCUCUUGCAAGGAUACCUGUGAUUGCACUGAAAGCCGACCUGGAUAAACCUGGACCGUCUCAUCUCUAGAUCCUUCCUUUAGUCACCUUUGCCAAACCCUUUCUUGCCACCCAGGUCACAUCACAGGUU
Diceros bicornis minor is the source of this 3102-nucleotide messenger RNA. It is a transcript of the gene EEF1A2, whose product is annotated as eukaryotic translation elongation factor 1 alpha 2. NCBI's taxonomy places the organism in Eukaryota, Metazoa, Chordata, Mammalia, Perissodactyla, Rhinocerotidae. The coding region runs from base 247 to 1638 and encodes 463 amino acids. The record is from RefSeq and is a predicted model, not a curated record. Gene Ontology annotation, biological process: translation; translational elongation. The transcript has 8 exons. Gene Ontology annotation, molecular function: translation elongation factor activity; GTPase activity; GTP binding.